Molecule: messenger RNA, 1245 nt
Organism: Suillus paluster
Lineage: Eukaryota; Fungi; Basidiomycota; Agaricomycetes; Boletales; Suillaceae
Exons: 4
Coding region: 1-1245 (414 amino acids)
Source: RefSeq, a predicted model, not a curated record
AUGGACAAUGCGAGUAAUUGUGAUGCGACGGCAGAGCACCUCGUGACCUUAAUUGAUGGGUUCCGUGGCAAGUUGUCCAGGUCUCGUUGCUUUCCACACACAGUGAACCUCAUAGCGAAAGUACGUGCUGAACAUCCAAUGCAGGCAUUUAUCUCCUUCUUCUUCCGGCAGCCGAAAUGCAAGAAAAUAAUUGCAACGGGUCAACACACACGUAAGCGUGGACCAGCAGCUGUUGCUGGUGCAUCAAGUGUGACGGCAACCACGACUGAUACCACUGAAGUCGAAGUCGAGCAGCUAACAGCUGAUGAGGAACAUCUUGCUGCAGACGUGUUGGAGCCGCAAAGUGGUGAUGGUGAGAUUGACGCAGACAAGGAUGCCCAUGACAAGGAAGUUGUCUCAGCCGUUCAUCGGGAUGCUCUCAACACUGGCAAGGAAAUGGGACUGUUGAUAACUUCAGCCGAGCAACGUGAAGCACUCGGGCUAUUUCCAAGGGCGGGAAUACUUUUUUUCAUAAUAAAUUGUUCUAACCUUAUGCAACAGGUUGCGGGUCUUGCCAAAAGACUGCAUGACAGUGCCAAUCUUCAAGCUGCAUUCGAACGGAUUGUGACAAUCGAAGGUGGUGGUCCGUCCCAGAAAAAGACUUUGGAUCGACGAGUCCCAACACGUUGGAACUCAGAUUUCGCUUGCCUGAAGACUCAUAUGUCAUUCGAGAAGGAAAUCAAGCUAUUUACUAGCCAGGAAGCCAAUGGCUUGCAGAUAUAUGCUCUCACCGUGACGCAGUGGAAGCUUACAAAGCAGCUUAUUCCUGUGCUCGAGAUUUUUGAUGACUUGACCAAUCGUUUCUCGCAGGCUGAGGUGCCUCUUGUGCACGAGGUCAUUCCUAUGCUCGAACGUCUCGAACAUAUGAUGGUAAAAGUUUCACGUGAUACUGAACUAUCUGCUAUAGUUCGAGUCGCCGCACUUGCAGCACUGCAAGUCAUUGGGAAAUACUACGCACUCACAGAUGACAACGAGGUCUAUCGCAUUGCAAUUAUAAUGUGCCCUGAUAAAAAAAUGGAGUGGUUCACCAAGAACCGAGAUUGGCAUGAAGAAGAUAAAAUUGAAGCACGGCGCAUCGCAACUCAACGCUGGUUGGAAACUUAUGCACCAACUGCUGCCGACCUUUUAUCAACUCAGUCGUCGAGUCGUCCACCAGCGGUAUGUACAGCAGCAGAGAAAAUUUUGCUUGCUCAUCGAUCUUACUAA